AUGGAUAGAGUUGAAAUGGAUGUGCUGGACAUGGCCCUGGCAAGGCCUCCCAGCAAUGCAAUGGAGGAAAUCCAAGCCUACUGGCAGUACCUGGAGUGCACCACGCCGUACUGCCAUGGAUGGCUUUGGAGGAGUCAGCAGGCAGAACAGCCAAAGGCCUUGUUCAAACUGCAGAAACUGGUGGAAGCAGUGCUGAAAGUCAGCCCUUCUGCCCAAAUAAAAUAUGGGCAGCUCAGGCAAAGCUUGCAGAUAGCUUGCAAGAAGUUUGGGAUGGAACUUCUUUCUGCACACUGGCAAGUGGAAAAUGCCCAUUUGCCUGGCAAGGCUGCAGAUGCCUUGGGUGUCAUGCUGAAGCACUGGAGAAGGGUGACAGCUUCUCAGACUGCCUGGGACAAAUUUGGCAGAAAGCUUGAAGAAAGUCAUUUCAAGCAGCUGCAAAGGCUUUACAAAAUGAUGCAGCAUGGGGGCCAAACUGGGAAAGCCAAAAGGGAGCUUACAGCCCACAUCAGUGAUGUGACAGUGGAUUCCACAGGCAUGCCUGCUAUGUUGAAAGCAAGCAGUGAGGAAGGUGAGGAAAACAUUUCAGGCUUUGACAGCAAGGGCAGCCUGAUGGAUAGCCCACCUCCUGUUGCAAAAGGUCUUUGGAGGGAGAUGGCAGGCAAACCUUUGAAGAAAAAACCUGCUACAAAAGCAAAAGAAGGCCUUGAAAAAGGCAAAGCCUUGGAAAAAGGCCAGGCCCUGCAAACAGGCAUAACAAAGAUGUCUGCCCAGGAUGGGGGUGAUGCACAACCUGACUGGAGUGCUGAUGGAGACACAGAUGUCAAAGAACCCAAGCAGGAAGAAGUCAAAAAGAAAUCACCUCCCAGAGAGGCCCAGCCCAAUGAAAAGAGCAACCCACCAAAGCAGUCACCCAGCCCUGCCAGGAUAAACCCACCUGCCAGGAAGAACCCACCUGAGGAGAAGCCUGUGAAAGGUGGCUGGUCAAGGUCUUCUUGGCAGCCUGAGGAUUCCUGGGAGGAUGGCUGGGAUGACAGCUACUGGGGUCAUGGCCAAAAAAGUUGGCCAAGAUGGGAAGAUGACCAAUGGUCUUCCCAUGGCAGAAAGGGGUGGGAUGAUGAUGAUUGGGGAAACCACCCCAAAAAGGGUGAGAGUCAAACCAGUGGCUCCUCCAAGGAAAGGAAAAAACUGGAGCAGCUGAGGCAGCAGUGCCCCCAAACUGAUGAUGAGGUGCUGAAGCUAGCUGCUAUGGGAGGCAGCAGGUUCAAAAGGCUCCAAAAAAGACAGGAAGAAAGAGAAGAAAAAAGAGAGCAAGCUGAAAAGAUGAAGAACCUGGAGAGCCAAGUGAGCCAGCUGCAGGAAUGCAACCUGCAAUGGAUGCAAUACCACCAGCAGCAGCAGUACCAACAAGCUGCAUGGCAAGCAGCUUCUGCCUGGCCAACCCAAGCCUAUGUGCCAAUGGCUGCAGGGCCUAUGCAAGGCCAGCCCAGUGGAAAAAGCAGGAAGCAUGAGCAGGCUGCCAGCCCUGCCACUGCAAGCUCCAGUGCAGAUGCUGGACCUCCAACCACAGGUAUGGCCAAAAGAGACUCCCUGAGGCCAAAAGCAGCCAGCAGGCCUGAGAAGGCCACCUAUGCAGAAGUCCUGCAAAGAAAUGAUGAGAAUAGAAAAGGAGAGGGAUCAGAGCAGCACAAGAAGCAGCUGCUGUCCAUCUACCUCAAGUCCAGAGGGGAUCUGAAGAAGGGCAACCAGUAUGCCAAAGAGUUGGUGGAGAUCAGUGAGACCACUGGCAGCAAGGAGACAUCAGAAUGGGUGCCAUUCAAUGUCAUCCUUCAAAGAUAUGGCCUCAAGGAGGCAAUGCGCAGAGCACCUUUGGCUGCAUGUUGUGAAGUCACUAGGGGGGAUCCAAAGGACAUGGAAGAGUGGCAAUUUGCCUUGGAGAAAGAAGUGGCCUACAAAGAUGUGAAGAACCACCAUGCUGUGGCUUUUGAAGCCUCUCAGAAGAUGGAAGCCCUGGAGUGGAUGAAAGCUAGGCAGCAUGGCUCCAUGAAUACUGGAGAUGGGUGCCAAGGUGAAGAUGCUUUGUCUGAUGUGCUGCCUGACAAAGCCAAAAGCAAAAAGAGGGAACCACUGGCCCUGAUGGACAAAAUGGAUGAAGAAAGUGAGCAAGAGCCAGAGAAGACCCAUAGCCCCAGCAAAAAGGCAACUGCACUUCACAAGGCAGUGGAAGAUGCAGAGGUGCUGAGUGACCUUGGCAGAAGCAAGAGCAAGGACCAGGCAGCCAAGAGGGUUCAGAAAAUGAUCAAACUGAUCAAAGAUGUGAAGGGUACGGCUGGCAAUGCAAGCCAGAAGGCAUUGCAGCCUUCCCUGUCAGAGCUAGAAAAAGUUUCCAGGAAAGGAAACAAGCUGAGUCUGGAGACCUGCAAGGACACCCUCUUGGAUGCAGCCUUGGCACUGAAAAAAGUCCAGAAAGGGACCAUCCAUCCAGGCUUUAGCGAUGGCAGCUACUCAAAGUGGUGCCACAGGUCACUCCUGUCUAGCCAAAAUGUUGCAACAUCACAGUUGCUCUUGGUGGCCUUGCCAAAGGGAUGCAUCAGCAAAGGCCCUGGUGAUCCCAGCAGUGAUACCAUGCACCAUGUGUGGUCAGUGAUUAAGUGGAGCUUUGAAGCUGUGUACUUCAACAAAUUUCCAGAAGCUGAUCACAGAGGAAUUGCAUGGCCUCAGAACAGCUGGAGGUCAGAGAUGGCUGGGCAACCUUUGAACUCUGAUGGCCAUUCAGGUCUUCUUUUUGCAAUCCAAGGUGAUGCUGAAUACCUUCAGAAUGAGUUUGGCUUGACCCUGGCCUCCCAUGAAAACAUGUGUUUUCAUUGUGGGGCAAAUAAAUCGACUUUCCCCUACAAUGACUUCAGGCCUGGAGCUGCUUGGAGAGCCACCAUGGUGCCUCAUGCUGGGACAUCCCCCACUGAGCACCUGGUGUCACAAAUCACAGGUGUGACUGGAGAUACCUUUAAAUUCGACAUUCUCCACACCCUUGAAGAAGGAUUGACAGCCCACUGCCUUGCCAACUGUGCCUUUGACUGGGUUUUGAGAUCUGACUGGCCUGGGACCCAUGGUGUCAGGCUCAGAACACUCUUUGGGAAGAUAUUCACACUCUAUACUGAGUUGGGCAUUGAGAGUGAGAACAGGAUCAGGAGAUUUCCUAUGUCAGCCUUUUGCCGCCCCGAAUUCAAAUGGGACAGCUUUCCAUCCUUGAGUGGAAUCAAAGCCAAGCAGUGCAGGUGGCUAGUUCCUGUGUUUCUGCAGAUUUGUGAAGAAUACAAGGAUCCAGAAGAUUCCUAUUCUCAGCACAGAUUUGACUGCUUGAAACAUUUGAAUGAUGUCUAUGACACCAUGGACAGAGCUGGUCUGCACCCUAGCACCAAUGAUGCAAAAGCCUUCAGGAAGAGCCUGGACAAUUGCCUUCUGCACUACAGCAGACUGUCAGUGUUGAGCAUGAAAGCAGGAACCAAGGUGCAGAGUUUGCCUUUGCAGCUUCUGACAGUGAUGGCUAAAGCCUUGCAAAAGGCAUGUGCCCUGCAAAAGGGCUUAGCCCUGCAAAAGGGCUUUCAACUCUUAGCUGCACAAAUGGCCAGAGCCAUGUUGGAACACAUCCCGGAAAGAGCGAAGAGCCUCAUCCUCACUGGAGCUAUUUCUGGUAGCAGCAUGUUCUUGCUUGCAGAUGACUCAGGUGUAACCCGUCCCAACUACAAGGUUGAGCUUGCUCGGCAGGAAACCAACAAAAUGAAGCGCCUUCUAGGUCCAGGAUCUCACGACGAGAGCGUUCGAAUCUUGAAGUCCUACCUCAAGCCCAGUCCAAGUGCCCUUGCUCGACGUGAAGCUGUAGCCGAACGUGAGCCCAGCAGCGACAGUGAGGAAGAGCAAGCCCCCGUGAAUGACACAGAGUCUGACGCAGAAGAGGAGGAGGAAGAUGACGAGAACAUGAACGAUGAUGAUGUUUGUGAUCCCAAUGCUUCCAAGUCCCCCAUGAGUGCAGUUGACAGUCAGGAAAGUGCAGGGGAGUCAGAGACUGAGGAGAGCCUUGACCCUGCCCUCGUCUUUGACAGGAACCCAGAUGACUUGUCAGACUUGCCUGACACGCCCACCACAGAGUCAGGCACCACGCUGAUCUUGCCCAGGGUGAAGCGCACGCUUUAUGUCCCACCGCCCCUACCACCCGAUGAUCUCAUGAGUUCCGAUGAUGAGGACCAGGUCAAAGAUUCGAAAGGGAAGAAGGGCAACAAGUCUAGCGGCUCCGGGAAGAAGUCCAAGGCAUCCUUUCGCCGUGGCGUGAGGCGUCCCAAGGCUAAGAAGCCCAAGCGAUGGUCUGGAGCUGGUGCCCUUGAGGAGUAUGGCGAGUAUUCCUUGAAGGAUAUUCCAAUGGCUGCUCGCCCACAGCCAGACCGUAUCCACAGGGGAAAACAUUCCUACACUGUGAAAACAGCUGUCAGGGAUCCCGGGGAUGAGAUGCGAGAGGUUCUUGUGGAUUACUUACUGAGAGCAAAGGCAUACUAUGUGAAAAAAGCAGCGCCAACAGGUGAUCCAAGAAAGGAAAGCUCAGAAAUGCCGAGGCUAUCGCAACAAGCAGAAAUCGACCAUCCUUUGUGGCUUACGUGCUUUGGGGCUCCUGCAGUGAUAGCCUUCAUAGUUGCUUUGAUCUUUGCCCAGAAGGAUCUUCCUUUCAGCAGUGGUGGUCCGGUUCCCGAUCGUGAGCGAAGAGACAAGUGGAAGGAUAAGGAGAAGACGAGUAGAGAGAACCGGAAGGUCACGAGGCAGCACAGGGAGGUCAGCCCUGGAGCCGAGUGGGAACACUUCUUUCGAUUCGGAAAGAAGCAAAUCGAACACCUUGGAAAGCACAAACCAAAGGCACACCAGCUACCCAAACAUGAACCGAAAGAGAUGGUUCAGGCCUAUACUGAUGGUUCGGGCCGUUCCCGAAUCAAGGGCGGGAAGGAUCUCAAAGCGUCGCGAUCGUACCCAAGGCUAGUCCUGAAACGCCAGUUCAAAGCAAAAGGCCAUGGUACGCCAUCCUCCCACCUGAGCUGGGGUCAUGUGGCGAUUCGGGGCAAGACCUCUUCAAAGCCUGCAGUUGCACAAGAUAAGCUGAAGGUCAAAGCGAAGGAUCAAAAGAAAGAUUCAAAGAAGUCCAAGGCAAUGGAGAAGGCCGAGCGCAAGAGCAAGGACAAAAAGGAGAAAAAAGACAAGGCUUCCAAGAAGGAAAGGAAAGGCACCAAGGAGGAUGAACCAGCACCAAAGACCAAGAAGCAUUCCGAUUCAGCAGCACUUGAGAAGAAGAGGCAGAACGAGGCGAACCUGAAGGCAAUUGAAGCUGAGUCGGCCAAGAAGGAGGCCAAGAAAGCAAAGAAGGCAGAGGAUGCAAAGAAAGCAGAGGCAGAAAAGAACGCACAGGCUGCGAAGAAAGCCGAGGAUGAGAAGAAGAGGAAGGCCAAAGAGCAAGAGAAGAAAGAGAAAGCCAAGGCAACCAAGAAGAAGGAGACCCAGAAGCAGACCCAGUCUGUUCCUGCAACUCCAAUCAAAGGCAACCAGGCUUUGAUGUCUGACAAAAGCAGCCAAGGGACCCCGCAGAGUAUUGACAACCUGUCGGACAUUGAGAAGGAGCAGGAGAAAGCAAAGGCGAAGGGCAUCACACUAAAUGAGCAAUUGACCGAUGUCUCUGCAGAGUCUUUGGAGAAGCACAUGCAGAGCUUGCUCCAGGAGCAGCAGGCAAAGGAGAAAGAAGAGGCAGAGGCAGAGGCAGAUGAUCAGGAGGAGGAGGAAGAUGAGGAUGCUUCUGAAGAUACUUCAGAUGAUGAAGACCAGGGCAUGUCUGAUGAGGAUGGAGCGAAGGCGGAUGAGAGUGAGGAAAGUGAAGAAAGCGAUGAGGAGUCAUCAUCUGACAGUGAGACUUCCAGUGAGAGCACGAGCAACAAAGCAGAGUGGGACAAGUUCAGCAGGCAAUGCAUGGACAAACGAAAGUUCCCUGCAGAGUUGGCAUCACACUUCUUGCAAAGCAAAGUGUGUUUGUUCAACGAGUGGCUGUCUUGUGGAGGGGACUGGAGCAAAGUUGUCUUGAACUACGAGCGGAAGGUUGAAGACAAAAGGAAGUUCAAGAAGCAAAGGAAAGGAAUGAAGGGAAGGGACAUCAUAGCGGCCUAUGGUGAAACGACCCUAGAUGAUUGCUUAGUGGGUUGA
Cladocopium goreaui is the source of this 6222-nucleotide messenger RNA. NCBI's taxonomy places the organism in Eukaryota, Dinophyceae, Suessiales, Symbiodiniaceae. The record is from the annotation of a GenBank genome assembly.